Messenger RNA from Aspergillus nidulans FGSC A4, 1422 nucleotides. RefSeq lists its product as uncharacterized. Bases 1 to 1422 code for a protein of 473 amino acids. NCBI's taxonomy places the organism in Eukaryota, Fungi, Ascomycota, Eurotiomycetes, Eurotiales, Aspergillaceae. Gene Ontology annotation, molecular function: oxidoreductase activity. The record is from RefSeq and is a predicted model, not a curated record. The transcript has a single exon.
AUGCAUUCUUCAAUCGGAACAAGUCUCCUGGUAUUCGCCAGCAUCUUCUUGGGAUUGGUACCUGCUCUGGCUACUCCUGAAAGCGGCAAUGAUGACUUUCCCGCAGGCGAUAAUGAUAUUAUCUCGCGUGAUGUUGCCAUUAUCGGCGGCGGCGCCUCGGGGACGUUUGCUGCGGUCCGUCUGCGGGAACGAGGAAAGACCGUUGUUCUCAUUGAGCGUGAUGAUCAUCUAGGCGGACAUACGCACACAUACUACGACUCUGACGGCACGCCUAUUGACUACGGCGUUUGGGUAUACAGCGACUACCCCGUCUCCAGGAGUUUCUUCGCUCAUUUCAACAUUACAUUGACCACCGAAUUCCUUAACGGAAACCCUGAAGCAACCCAGCGAGUUGAUUUUCGCACGGGACAGCCCGUUGCCCCGCCUGUCGGCAAUGUCGUUGAGGCAAUGACGCGCUACACUCAAAUACUACUCCAAUACCCUUAUCUGAUGGACGGAUGGGAUCUCCCAUAUCCCGUCCCCGAAGAUCUGUUGCUAUCGUUUCAGGAUUUCAUCGAGAAGCAUGAUCUUCAAGCAGCCAUAGAGACGCUCGCGCUGUAUAUGCAGGGAUUUGGCGAAGUUCUCCAGCUCCCCGCCGUUUACGUCAUGAAAUUAUUCCAUCUGGGUGUGGUUCAGGGUGUACAGACUGGCUUUCUGAGACCUGCAAGCCGAGCCAACUCGGAUCUUUACAGGGCAGCUGAAGGAGAGCUUAGGGACGACCUCUUGCUCAGCAGCACUGUAGCCCAUAUUCAGCGCUCUGCUGAAGACUCGGGGCCACAGCAGAUUGUUGUCCGAACUCCGAAAGGUCAACAGCGCGUUCAAGCCGACAAGGUCAUUGUCACCAUUCCACCACUACUGGGAGAAUUAGAAAACUUUGAUCUCGAUGAGCGUGAAUCGGAAAUAUUCGGCCGAUUCGAUAAUAACUCCUAUUUCCCGGCGAUUCUGCGUAUGUCGGGCCUCCCCGGCAACGGGACCCAAUUCGUCAACAAGGCACCAGAGACACCGUAUAAUAUCGCCCCCGUGCCAUCUACACAUGUAUUCGAGCCCACUGCUAGCCGAGACUUAUGGACGGCAUUUUUCGGAGGAGGGUCGGCGCCGAUAUCUAGUAAGCAGGCUCGACAAACUAUACUCGAUAACGCUCUGUCACUGCGCGCUGCAGGGUAUCCUAUAUCGGACCCAGAAAUAGUUGCCUUUCGUCCCCACGUUCCGUAUGCGUUGCACGUUUCUUCAGAGGAUAUCGCUGAUGGGUUCUAUCGCGACUUGUAUGGGCUGCAGGGAUACCGGAAUACGUUUUAUACGGGUGCUGCGUUCCAUUCACAUGAUUCUGCAGAGACGUGGAAGUUCACCGAGAAUUUGUUGAAUGAGCGCGUUUUGAUGGACUAG